Molecule: messenger RNA, 1035 nt
Organism: Trematosphaeria pertusa
Lineage: Eukaryota; Fungi; Ascomycota; Dothideomycetes; Pleosporales; Trematosphaeriaceae
Exons: 2
Coding region: 70-837 (255 amino acids)
Source: RefSeq, a predicted model, not a curated record
CUCGUACAAAGGGCACCUCUCGCUCAAUUUGAACAAUCAACCUAUAUCUCUUUAUCGACAGGCUAACCGAUGGAGCGAUCCCUUCUCGUCUUAGUUCCUCUCAUAACACUCUUUAUUGUACAUUACUCCUCCGCCCUUUCCUGCUAUUCUUAUGACGGCUUCUCCUAUCCUGACCAGCAGAUCUGUCCGGGUACUUCCCAAUGCUGCGGCAUUCAGGCCAACUGCACCCAGAAUCGGCUUUGCGAGAACGAAGGGGAGCGCAAAGGCACUUUUGUAAGGGGGCCAUGUGCUGUCCACCCGUGGGACCCAGCCGUCUGCGCAACUAUUUGCCUCUACGAUGAACAGCCUCAGGGCGGCGUGUUUCCUCGGGCAACGGUUUGCAAUGACGGUAGCUAUUGCUGUAACAACGAUUCAUCGUGUUGCGCCAACGGGAGCGGCGUGUUUCUCGACCGCGCAGGAAACAUCAUCGAGACCCAGUCACCAUCGUCCUCGCCGACUCCAUCGCUAUCGCCUACGCCAUCGUCAACUGCGUCCAGCCCUAUCUCAACCACAUCAUCCUCGAGCAGCUCAGCCCCUAUACAAUCGAACCCAUCCAGUUCCUUGUCUCAUGGAGCCAAAGUGGGCCUGGGUGUCGGUAUAAGCUUCGGAGCCAUGGUCAUCGUCGCCCUUGCGGUCAUCCUUUGGUUCCUCUGGAAGCGACGCCAGCCUUCUGAUCCUCAUCAUACCGCGCUUUCCGAACUACCCACGUUCUACUCAUAUCCGGCCGCUGGAAAGGACACCAAUCAGUAUCAUGAGUUGCAUGCGCCCGCGGCCGGAAGCCCACGGGAACUGCCCUAAACGUAUGGCCUUUCUAGACAUAUGUUUCUCAGAGUGCAAGCGUCAGAGAUUAGUUAGCAGGUGCAAGUGCCAGGCGGCUACUGUACUAGCAGGCAGAAAACCAGGCGCUGCCACCUAGACUGCUGGACGGGAUAGGAUAGUUUAACCAAGUUCCGCUAUUCGAAAUUCAACGUCUUCUGUACUCCAUAGUCCCAAUGC